This is a messenger RNA of Trichoplax adhaerens, 1185 nucleotides long. RefSeq lists its product as uncharacterized. The transcript has 9 exons. The coding region runs from base 1 to 1185 and encodes 394 amino acids. Gene Ontology annotation, molecular function: oxidoreductase activity, acting on the CH-CH group of donors, NAD or NADP as acceptor. Gene Ontology annotation, biological process: sterol biosynthetic process. Gene Ontology annotation, cellular component: nuclear inner membrane; endoplasmic reticulum membrane. The record is from RefSeq and is a predicted model, not a curated record. Lineage: Eukaryota; Metazoa; Placozoa; Uniplacotomia; Trichoplacea; Trichoplacidae.
AUGGAAGUUGUUCCAUUUUUACUCAACUGGAUACCACGCAGUGAUGGGGAUAAUUUUAAUUGGGCUUUAAGAUGGCCAAAGCGUUGGCCUACAUGUCAACAAUUAUGGGAUUGGCAAGCAUUCUACAUGGUUGUAGUAUGGAUUUCUUUCCAGGCAGGAUUGGCUUUACUACCAAUCGGCAGGGUUGUUGAAGGCUUGCCUUUACGUGAUGGUACCCGCUUAAAAUAUCGCGCCAAUGGUUUCUUUGCUUUUAUCGUUAGCAUUUGCGGGUUUAUGUACUUGUGUUGCUAUCAGAAAUUUUCAGUGGAAUUAAUAGCUGGGAAACUUCUUCAACUUGGAACUGCAUCUGUAGCAUUCUCCUUGGCACUCUGUAUAUUUGCCGUUAUUAAAGCCAGAGUGGAAGGCACUGAUCCGCCUUCUGGCUCCUGGUUGUAUGAUUUCUUUAUGGGCGGCCAAUUAAAUCCACGUAUUGGCGAUCUUGAUCUCAAGUUUUUCUUCAUGACUCGCCCUGGCCUUAUCGGAUGGGUUAUCAUAGACUUUUGUUUGCUUUCUGUGCAUCUGAAAGAGAAUAAUAUGACAUUAAGCACUCCCAUGGUAUUAAUCUGUAUUUUCCACUUUUGUUACGUUGCUGAUGGUUUAUGGUGGGAGGAUAACUUUUUAACCGGAAUGGACACAGCUAAUGUUGGAUUUGGGUACAUCAUCAUUUUCGCAUUUAAUGUUUGGGUUCCAUUUUCGUACACUCUACAAAGCCAAUAUUUGAUUAAAAAUAGUCCUAAGCACUUGUCAUGGUAUUGCUAUGGGGGUAUUGUCGCUCUAAAUGCGGUUGGAUACGUUAUUUAUCGAUCUGCGAAUAAUACUAAACAUCAGCUACGAAUGGAUCCUAAUUGUGUUGAAGUAAAAGAUCUUGAAACAAUUGAGACAUCGUCCGGUAAGAAACUCAUCGUCUCAGGGUUAUGGGGUGUUUGUCAUCAUCCCAACUACCUCGGAGAUUUGAUCAUGGCUUUAUCAUGGUGUCUUCUAUGCGGCUUCAAUCACAUUCUCCCUUAUUCCUAUUUCAUUUUAUUGCUGCUUCUCUUGCUGGAUCGAGAACGUGAGGAUUGGAAACAUUGUCAUCGCAAGUAUGGUGAUGAUUGGUUGCACUACUGUCAAAUAGUACCAUGGAGGAUACUUCCAGGAUUUUAUUAG